AUGUUCAACCUCAAGUACGGUUGUUUUGCCUUUUUUUCUCAGUCGUAAUGGUUUUUUUAUGAGGAUCUAUAGUUUUAAGUUAAAAGCAAUACAAAACAUCAAUAAUAUUAAAAAAGAUAGUGUUUUAUUAGUGUAAAAGUGUUAUAAAAGUGUCAUUGUUCAGUGUUUUAGACGUAAUUCUUGUUUAUGAGUACUGCGUAUCAUGUAACUCUUUGAUCUUGUGGUUUAUUUUGUGGCUGCUGCAUCUAUUUCCGACCAAGCAUUCUUCCAUAACGAUACCAUGAAAUAAUUAAGCAAGAUGAGUUGGCUCCGGACAACAUCAUUGACACUGGCACGCCAGUUGUCGCGGACUCUCGAUCCUCGUCAUGACUAUGAGCCUCAAGCGUGCUAUAAUUCAUUUUGCAAACACUGGCAACAGGCUCAUGAUAUUAUUAUAAAAUCACAGCCUCAACAUUUACACGAUGAUGUUCUCGGUGUAGUGAAUCAUCUCGAACAGUUGACCACACUCUUGGUGUUAGAAGCAAGGGCGCGGGAGAUCAACCGUAUGUCAAGUCCAGCGACAUGCCUCGAAUAUUUGCUCAGUGAGAACCUACUGGACAAAUUGUAUGAAUGGGCGAUAUGUACGGGCAAAUACGAAAAUGCAGUCCGACUGGAACAGCUUAAAUUAUUUGGUAACCUAGUCGGCCAUUACGGUUCACAGGUUAUAGCUGCUGAACCAUUUCUUCGGCCAUUAUUAAAACUUCUCAGUGGUUUUAGAAACCAGUUGCCCCCACCUAAUCUGGAAAGUCAAUUGGUAGCUGUACUAAACCAACUAUGUGUGGUACUGAUGCAGAAUAUGAAAUUCAUAGAUCUCUUCUUUCUUAUGACGCACACGAAAAACGGUUCACAAGCUGAAUUUAUCAUCGGUCGUCUUCUUCUGUCAUCCGUGCAUAUAGAAGGUUCCGCAGGCUCGGUGGCGCGUGAUGCGUUUCUACUCUGCGCUAAGAUGUCCGCAAAAUGUCCACCUCUAGCGCACUGCUUGCUUGCGGGGAACGCAUGUCCUAUACUGGCGACAGGUCUGAGCGGGCUGUACUCGCUGCUGCCGCGCUCGCUGGGCGUGGCGCGCCUCACUCCGGACGACGUCAAUCGCGUGCACAAACUCACACUCUUCAUCGACUCGCUCGAGUUCUGCAAUGCAGUCGCUCAGGUAGCUCACCCAUCCAUCAAGAAACAUCUACUAGACCUACUGUACCAGGGCUUUCUGGUACCGGUGAUGGGUCCGGCACUGUUACAGAAGAGAGCGGCGCCCUUACAGAGCGGAGCGGGGGAGCAGGCGACGGCCAUGGCCUACCUCGAGCUGUUACUGCGCUGCGUCACUUCCGGGGGACUGUUGCGGGUGAUCUUACACUUCCUGUUCGCGUACGAGUACGAUGGUGUCAAAGUUAUUGAUGUACUACUCGGUAGAUUGGAAGGGAAUGAUCAACUUUCCUUAGUAACUUUAUCUCUUAUUGAAACACUCAUCGACCUGAAUUGCGAAGAUGUUAUGAUAGAACUAGUCUACAAGUACCUCCUGAAUGGCAGCCAUUUGAUGGCGAUGUACAGGCAUAAGUUAUCCAACCCGGAACUCUACAGAGAUUCAGCAAUGGCCUUCAUAGGACUAAGUCCCAGGUGUUGUACGAGACCCGUAGAGAAGACCAGGGAGUGGGUGGAUGAACUGGCCCUGAGUGGAAGGAGAGUGUUGGAUUUUAAGAGAGAUGAUGAUAAUAGAAGAAUGAAUGGAGUGCACGGUGAUAUUGCCAUGAACAAUCUAGUCCAUGAAGUUAACUUUGAUUACGGGAACCCAAACGAAACACUUUAUAACAAUUAUCAUGCAUACCUCUGCGACGCGCGAUUCGAAAUAGUAUCACGUUCGAUAGCCUGCGCAAACUGGAGCUACAAAUACGACGCAAUCCCACCGAAACGAGAAACUAACAACAACUCAACUAAAGAAACGAAAGAGAUAGAUGCUCAAACCCCUUUGCGAGAGCAGGACAGCCUCGUCUCAGUAUGCACGAGCGGCUAUGAUACUCUCAAAAACAGCGAUACUUCUGAAAAGGAACCGCAUAGUUUGAACUCCUUGAAUGAAGUCGCUGAAAGCAGUAAAGUUAGUGAACAGCAAUGCAACGAAACAAAAGAUCCUGAUAGUUUAACAUCGUUCGGUGAAAGUAGUGGAUAUGAUAGCUUUAUGUACAGAAUUGAUGAAAACGAGGACGAAGGUUUUGCUGAGGAUUCGUUCAUGAAGAGUUUUGUGAAAAGUACAGUUACAGUUACAAGGGAGUACGAUGAAAUGUCGUCCGUGAGGAAUUGGCGUGCCAGUGCUGAAUCAAUUAUCGGCCCCCUUCUGCAUAGUCUUCUAAAAAAAGCCGCUAAUUUCCUCGAAACCGAAGUAGCUGUCACGUGUCGAGUAUCCAGCAUAUUGAGUAAGCUCGCCUCUCUGCCGACGCCGCUGUUGACGGCGCUAUUGUUGUGUCCCGGCUUCGUGUUGCAGCCGAAUGUGCCUUCAUUGUUUCAGAUUCUCUGCAGGUUAAAGGAAGAAAUCGACGAAUUGACGAACGGCCUGGACAACACGAGCGAGUUAGUCGAUAAGGCGAGAGUGUUCCUCAUACAAAGGGAGAUGACGUUGGUCAAAUCGCGGGCGCAGACAAACGAAGAUAGUCAACCGCGGUCAAACUCUCCCGCACAGAAAGGAGACGAUUCCCCUUUCCGACGAGUGGAGGCCAAGCGUCGUAGCUUCUCGUCGAGUAUAUCAAAUAUGUUCAACAGGAAAACUUCAUUAUCACCGACACAAAACAACUCUCACAACCUACAAAACUCAGUCCAUACUUCCCCCGCACAAAGGCAUCCGAUCUUCACACAAGAAGCCUACUGGAACCAGUCCAUCACACUCCGUUCCGUCCUAAACGCAGUGAUAUUAGACGAAUGGCUCAAGGAACUGUCCUCGCUAUGUGAGGAACAAGCCUUACGAUUGUCAGCAGAUUGCUACGAAAACGACACUUAUAUACGAACUGUGGCAUUAUGACUGUUAGCUUUCGCCUCUGAAGGCAUAUUUAAAAAUAAUAAAGUCGUAACUGACACAUUUGUAUGAAAUGCCUUAAAACGUUAAAUGUAAAUAGCAAUCAUAUUUUUAUAAAGAAUUUUUGUCUAAGGCCAAGGCAAAAUUUAGUACAAUUAUAAGUUCGGUAAGUAUCAUUUACUCUAUUUUCGGUUAGGUUACAUUGUAACACUGACUUUAUACCUUAUUUUAUAGUAAAUAAUCUUUUGUCUAAUACUUUUAAUUAUAUCGGAAGAAUAUGCUCUACCUUGGCCUUAAAAAUCACGUUCAAAUUUUUUUUAUAAAAACAAUAUUUCUCCUAAAGUAAAUCCUAGACUAGAUGCCUUAGAUGUACCUAAAUAUCACAUACUUAAAUCUAAGUACCUAACUUUAUAUAAGGUUUAAGUGUAGUUGCAAUCGUAUUUUUAAUCAUCGAAUGCCAUGAUCGUAAUUUUGAACUGUGAUUUAUAAUGUUCAAAAAAUUAAAUUGGAAUAUAAUUUAUUUUAUACAAAUUUAAACUAUUUUUUAAAUUAGUAUUUAAAGUAAGAUGCGUUGUUUGAAGUGUCACCUUAGGCUGUGGAGAGUACAUCAUAAACUCGAUGCUCGUGAGAAAGAAGAAAAAAAAACGAUCGACGAUAGAUCAAGAAAUGUUCAAUCCGAAAGUUUCAUAAUUUUAUUGCGUGUUUUUUUUUACUAUUACAAACAAAAUAGUUUUUUUUAACACUGAACUCGCAUUAUUUAUAAUUAUAUUUAAUUUCAUAGAUUUUAUUUCUGAAUUUAGGACAAUUUUAAUUAUUCGUUUUUUCUAGAACAAUAACAUUGCUGUGUUAAUUUUAUUAAUAUU
This is a messenger RNA of Vanessa atalanta (red admiral), 3894 nucleotides long. Its product is annotated as FHIP family protein GJ17503-like. The transcript is spliced from 16 exons. Lineage: Eukaryota; Metazoa; Arthropoda; Insecta; Lepidoptera; Nymphalidae. The record is from RefSeq and is a predicted model, not a curated record. Bases 299 to 3037 code for a protein of 912 amino acids.